Quercus robur (English oak) is the source of this 981-nucleotide messenger RNA. RefSeq lists its product as uncharacterized. The transcript has 7 exons. The record is from RefSeq and is a predicted model, not a curated record. NCBI's taxonomy places the organism in Eukaryota, Viridiplantae, Streptophyta, Magnoliopsida, Fagales, Fagaceae. The coding region runs from base 83 to 748 and encodes 221 amino acids.
GAGAGAGAGAGACGCACUUCCAAAAAAGGAGAGAGCGAGAGCGAAAGAGAGAAAAGUUCUAGAGUUUUUGAGGUUUUAACAAAUGGCUUCAAUGGCAUCAACAACACCAAGCACCCAUUAUUUCUUUAAGAAUCACAAGAAAUCUUGCAAGGUUUCUAUCCCUUCACGUACUAUCAUUGUUUCUCAAUCUCAAGAAGAACAGCCUCACAAACCCAGUACUGACCAAGUUGGCCGGAGGGAAAUCGUACUAAGGAGCAGCGAAUUAGCAGUUGUUGGAGCCAUCUUCAACUUCAGUGGGAAAAAGCCUGAGUACUUGGGAGUUCAGAAAAACCCACCUGCACUAGCACUAUGUCCGGCUACUAAAAACUGUAUAUCAACGUCCGAGAGUGUCGGUGAUCUCACCCAUUAUGCCCCACCCUGGAACUACAACCGCGGAAAGAAAAGGGCUGUGAGCAGAGAAGAGGCAAUGGAGGAGCUUAUCCAAGUGAUAGAAUCAACAAAACCCGACAAGUUUACACCGCGGAUAGCGGAGAAGAAAGAUGAUUAUGUGCGAGUCGAAUAUGAGAGCCCCAUACUGGGGUUGGUGGAUGAUGUUGAAUUCUGGUUUCCACCGGGCAAGAACUCAAUAGUGGAGUAUCGAUCUGCAUCACGGCUAGGAAACUAUGAUUUUGAUUACAAUAAAAAGAGAAUCAAGGCAUUGCGACUAGAGUUAGAGAAGAAAGGAUGGGCUUCUGAAGACAGCUUUUGAGGGAUUUUUUCUCAUACCAGAAGAAUUAAUCAUAACAACAUUGUACCUUCACUUCUAAAAAAACAGCCUAUAAUCAUGUGGUGAUGAUCUUUAAUAGACUAGAUCAAAAGAAUUUUUAUCAUUCUUUAUUGUAAUUGUACAACCAGCAAAACUCUUUCAGCCAAGGCUGCAGAGCUUCAAAAGUAACAGAGAUUUGAUCUCUCCUGAAAUAAAGAAUAGAAGAAAUUAAAUUU